CACAAAGCCCCACCCAAACUGCCUUUACAGAUGGGAAUGGGAUUGUGUUGAACAAGAAGCAAAACUCCACAACCAAAUCUCACUUCACUUCCAUCCAAUCCAUUCCAAUCCAAUCGAUACGGAGUGGGAGACCGUCUGCUUUUCGACUUUUCGGGAUCUCCGGAGAUGUCGUCGGACAACGACGAGCCGGCGUCGGAGCUCACUGACAAGCAGAAAAUCGAGAUCGCCAAGUGGUUUCUCCUCAAUUCUCCCCCCGGCGAAAUCCAAUACGUCGCCAAAGAUAUUAGGGCGGUUGUGAAGAGCGAGAGCCUGUACAGAACCGCUGCAGCGGAGGCUUUUCAUCUGUACAAUAAAUCGCAUAUGAUUUGCCUUGAAUUUCCCGAUAGAAGCGGUGAGGUUCUGGUAACAUCUUAUAGUGAGAUUGAUAAGAAUCAAUAUAUAGAUCCUAGGACUGCACAGGUUGCGAUAGUUGAUCAUGUAAAACAGGUUUGUGAAGAUGUUAGACCAGCAAAUGAUGAAGAACUUCCUUCCUCGUACAUUGAGGAAUAUCGGUGUGCCUUAGACACAGAGAUUAUCAAGUAUGUUAGUGAAGCAUACCCCAAAGGGGUCAGUUCAGUUUAUUGUGUCAGUGGUAAAGACGUGGAGGAGCCAGGCUCUAAUUUUGGGCUUGUUGUUGUAAUUUCUGCUGUUAGACAUAGCCCUCAGAAUUUCUGCAAUGGAAGUUGGAGAUCAAUAUGGCAAAUGGAAUUUAAAGAUGAGCUGCAACUAGUGGAAGUCAGAGGUAAAGUGCAGGUUGAGGCACAUUACUUUGAAGAAGGAAAUGUCCAAUUAGAUGCAAAGCAUGAAUUUAAGGACUCCACAAUGUUUCAGCUACCUAAUGAUUGUGCAACUACAUUGACAAGCAUCAUUCGGCACCACGAGUCAGAGUACCUGAAUUCUCUUCUGGUGUCCUAUGCAAAACUCCCCGACACAACUUUCAAGGAUCUUCGGAGGAAGCUUCCAGUGACACGGACGCUGUUCCCAUGGCAUAACACCCUACAAUUCAGCCUGACCAGAGACAUGCAGAAAAGCUUGGGACUAGAUAAUAAAAAGGGAUAAACAAGGUAAACCAAUUAUUGUACUUCCUACGCUCGCAAUUUUUGCUUUCAUUCUAUAAUGCCCGCAUCGACAAAUCUUAUUAUGAGGCUCCAUGCCUUUAUUUGUUUGCGAUUUCGGACUAAUAUGUUUGUAAGUAUGCGAUAACGGUAGGGUGGGAUGCACGUCAAAUCAAAUAUUUUCCGUUACAAUUUGGAUUAAGCAUUUGAAUUUCCGGGUAACCUA
Messenger RNA from Andrographis paniculata, 1320 nucleotides. Its product is annotated as F-actin-capping protein subunit alpha. The coding region runs from base 166 to 1098 and encodes 310 amino acids. Gene Ontology annotation, molecular function: actin filament binding. Lineage: Eukaryota; Viridiplantae; Streptophyta; Magnoliopsida; Lamiales; Acanthaceae. The transcript has 10 exons. Gene Ontology annotation, biological process: barbed-end actin filament capping; actin cytoskeleton organization. Gene Ontology annotation, cellular component: F-actin capping protein complex; actin cortical patch. The record is from RefSeq and is a predicted model, not a curated record.